Messenger RNA from Paramecium octaurelia, 895 nucleotides. The record is from the annotation of a GenBank genome assembly. NCBI's taxonomy places the organism in Eukaryota, Ciliophora, Oligohymenophorea, Peniculida, Parameciidae.
AUGUUUUCCUUAUUGUUUUUAAUCACCACGUCUUAUGCUACAGAUAAAAAUUGUCUGUGGCACGAUUCCCUUGGAUAUACUUAUGAUAUUUCAAAACUACACAACAUAAAUAACUAUCAAGUACCUGAUACUGAUACAAGUAACUUUUAGAGCGAAUAAAUAAGGCAUGGGAAUGUUUAAUAUGGUUUACGAAUUUAAUUUUUGCACAGGAGCUGUGAGAUGUUAAGGAAGAGAUGUUGCUGCAUUUGAAGCGCUUGAAGUAAUGGGAAAAGUGACUGAAAAUUGUGAUGUAUAAUUAUGAAUUAAUAGCAAGGUUUUGGGAUUAAAAGAAACUUAGGAAUUUGGCUAUGUGAAUCCAGUUUAUCCUGAAUUAGGCAUUUCUGUUACUUACAAACAAGGUUGUUUUGAAAUUAAUUAUAAGGCGAUAUGUGUUUUGAUGUUAAAGAUGAUGGUGGAUUACAAAAAAUAAUUGCAGACAAUGAACAAAUGUAAAUGAGUCCAAGAUCUGUUACUUUUGAAAUCACAUGCGGGAAAGAUGAACCUAACUUUCGAGUUAUAGAUUCUAGUAAAUGCAAUAUUAGAUUGGGUAUUUAACACUCAGCUGGUUGUAGAUCAGGAUCCUCUCCUAGUAAUUAUUAUAAUUAUCAAAGGUGGGGGAAGUCAAACAAUGCUUUUAUAUAUUAUUUUAGGAGCUGGACUUUAUUUUGGCGGCGGAAUAGCAUACAAUAAAAAAUAAUAUUAGCUUAGUGGAGUAGAUGCACUACCGCAUUCACAUUUUUGGAAAGAUUUUCCACAUUUGGUCAAGGAUGGGAUCAAUUUCACUGUUAUUAAAGUUUUUGGCAUAAUAAAAAAGUUUAGAGGGUUAUCAAGCGAAGGAGGAUAUGCUGUCAUUUGA